AUGGUUUUAUUCUCCAGUGUCAAACUUAUCUUAAUUUCCUUGGUGGCCUUAUACACCUCCUACUUGUAUAUAUACAAGUGUGAGAAUGUCUCCACUUUGGAAGCUAUUUUACACCCAAUUAAUAACCACCACAAGUCUUUGUGUGACUAUGUCUACAAGACUGAAGAAUUUGCCAAACCUCACUUGUCCAACGCCCAAUCGUUCUUGGACAAGAAUGUUCACUCUACUGAGUUCUUCCAGAAGUACCAGAUCCACGAACACUUUGUUUCAUACUCUACCAAGGCUUAUGAGUUUGUUCAUCCUUUCUUGAUCGAAAUUUACAAGCUUGUGGAGAUUGUUGAGGUCUACGUCUAUGACUACUCGGUUUUGGCUUGGACUAAGGCUGUCUAUUUCUACAAUACCACGGUGGUGCCAAAGAUCAAGGAACUUACCUCCAAGUGA
Yamadazyma tenuis ATCC 10573 is the source of this 441-nucleotide messenger RNA. RefSeq lists its product as uncharacterized. NCBI's taxonomy places the organism in Eukaryota, Fungi, Ascomycota, Pichiomycetes, Serinales, Debaryomycetaceae. The record is from RefSeq and is a predicted model, not a curated record.